CUCUCUUCCCUCCCCAAAAGGGAGCGAGAGAAAGACUGACGGAAACCAGGGCUGCUUAGACGUCAGGCCGCAGCGGCGGCGACGACAGCAGCAAGAGGAGGAGGAGGAGGAGGAGGAAGGGAGGAAGACGGCAGGGCUGGGCAAAGCAGGGCAGGGAAGGACGCCUGGUAACGGACGUAUAUCGGUUCCUCCUUGUCAACCCGGAGCCGCUGCCAGAGCCUGCCAUAUACGUACGCUGCAAGGACACGGACGAAAGGGAGGGGGGGGGGGGUCGUCAUCUGCUCCAGCUGCAAGAGGGGAGAAAAGGCAGCAGCUGCUGCUCUGCUAGCGAGGCUGCCCGGUCCACUGAAACAGCUAAAACCCCAGGAGAAGAAGCGGAGACCAGAUAGUGUUGAUGUGGAUACUUUGGGCAGCCUGGAGAUAAAGUGGAUGUCAAUGACAGCUAUGUAAGCUACAAUUCUACAAAGUUCCAGAAAUCCUAUAUAAUGGAGGAACUAUAUAAGGACACACAAAACCUACCCAUGGAUGUUACCACUUCACCUUCUGCUAUUGCUAACAACAAAUUAGAAAGUGGUGUAGCCCAGCUGAUAACAGCCGAAGCCUGGAAUAUCAAUUCGUCAGAUCUGAUGAAGAAAGCACUUUCACCACUUGUAACUGUGCCUGCUCCAUCAAUAUUAACACCACCAGCAGAAUCCCAGAGUGGGGUUGCUCUCAAAGUAGCUGCCACAGUGCUUCAGCCAAUUUGUUUAGGAGACAGCCCUGUGGUUCUUCCAAUACAUUUGCAAGUAGCAGGAAGCACCACUCCUCAGAUUGCUCCCAAUAGUAAUACGCCAUACGUUAUGACCACCCAAGGUCCAGUCCCAUUGCCUGUUCUUUUAGAGCAGCAUGUAUUUCAGCAUUUAAAUUCUCCAUUAGUAUUACCUCAGAAUUCACCAUGUGCUCCCAGUUCCAUUCAUAGCAAUCUGUUCCAAAGUUCUGCUACUCCUAUUGGACAGUCGCAAUUGUUGGAUCAAAAACCUUCCAAUCCAACUCAAGAUUCUGUCCUGCCCCCUGUAUUUCAGACACCAGGAUUUGCUGCUGUGUUGCAAGACCUGUUUCCUACUCAAGGAGCUUUGAGCUCUUUGCCCUAUCAGCCAUCUCCAGAAUGUCCUCUCCCCUCUCAGCCCUUCAGUUCUCCUUUGACUCCAUUGGUCCCCCCAGCCACCUUAUUGGUGCCAUAUCCUGUGAUUGUGCCUUUACCAGUCCCAGUCCCUGUCCCUAUUCCUAUUCCCAUCCCAGUUCCUCAUGGCAUUGAAUCCAAGGUUAACUUAGACUACUCCAAACCAGCUGCUUCCUUUGUUUUGCAUUCAUGCAAGGGUACCCAGACUCCUUUGGAGAAGGAAGAAACUAAACUCUGUGAUUUUAUCCACCCCAGAGGAAUUUCUCAGUUGAAUCGGCAUACUGUCAUUAAGAUGAGUAAUGAAAAUGAAGUCCUUGAUCUUUCUAUGAAAACAGCUCCUUUCCUUAAGGAAAACUAUGUUAGUUGCCAGAAUGCCCCCAAUGAUAGUGCUUUGGACUUAUCAAUUACUUCUUUUCGGAAGGUGAAGAGUAUUGAGACCACAAACUUGAACUGCUCUGGUUCCAUGAUGGAUGGAACUUCUCAUUCAGUGGCAGAAAAACCUCAUGAGAUCCCAACCAAGGCUGAAAACAGUGUGAUCAGUUCCAGUUCAUCUGAACUCCUAAGACAACAGUCCAAAUGGCUGGUGGAUCAGAAUAGUAUUACAACUUGUGAACCCACAACUGGCAAUAAUAUAGAAAUUGUGAGUACUUCACAGACAGCCAAAGUGAUAGUUUCUGUCAAAGAUGCAGUGCCAACUAUUUUCUGUGGUAAGAUUAAAGGCCUCUCAGGAGUUUCCACUAAAAACUUUUCCUUCAAAAGAGACAUGCCUCAGGAUUCAGGGCUGCAAUGUUAUGAUGUGAAGAAUCAGCCUGAAGUCCAGGAUAAUGCAGAAGCUCUUAAAAAAACUAUCAAAAACAGGAGUGUCAAGUUAAAGAAAAUGAACUCGCAAGAAAUACACAUUCUUCCUAUUAAAAAGCAGCGACUUGCAGCCUUUUUUCCAAGAAAAUAAUUUAUGAAGUUUUAGAAUGUUUUAAGAUUUAAUUAUUAUAAGUACUGUAAAGAGAUGCACUUCGUUUUAAAUUACAUUUAAACUUUAAACUAUAUUUAAGUUAUUUCAAGAUGGAGGAUUAAAGAGUGGAUGGGGUAGGGAAGACAGAAGAAUAUAUCUUGAUAUAUCUUACCAAUGCAAUGCUUCCCUCGUCAGCAUGUUUUGUUCCAACUUUUCAUUAAAAUAAAUAAAAAACAACAUAUUUUUCAAGUGGAUUGCACAUUUUUAGCUUUAAUGGAAUAUAAUGAAUGAGCAAGUC
Pseudonaja textilis is the source of this 2406-nucleotide messenger RNA. RefSeq names its product retinoic acid induced 2 (gene RAI2). Gene Ontology annotation, cellular component: nucleus. Lineage: Eukaryota; Metazoa; Chordata; Lepidosauria; Squamata; Elapidae. Gene Ontology annotation, biological process: animal organ development. The record is from RefSeq and is a predicted model, not a curated record.